GUAAAUAAAUAAGAGACCUGACAGGUUACGAACGAUCGUUGGUCGCCCACAAAUUUCACAUUUCGGUUUUUGAAUCGCUCGAAUAUAGUUGUAGUGUGCUAAAAUGAGUUUCUUCAAAUUCUUGUACUUGUCAGCAAUUGAUUUCGGAAUCCAGUGGAGUCUUUGGGGGUUGGCAAGUUGGUUAAAAACCGAAAAAUUCUACGAUUUGGCAGGCUCGUCGACGUUUGCUUUGCUGGCAUUUGUGGGUUACCAGAAGUACUCCAAUGGUCAUCCUCGUGCCAAAAUUCAAACAGCAGCUAUCCUCGUCUGGGCAGUUCGGCUGGGAUUCUACUUGUUUUCUCGAGUACUCAAGCAGGGACAUGACAGACGAUUCAAAGAUGCCAAAGAAGACCCAUCAGUAUUUUUUGUUUACUGGACUCUACAGGGUGUUUGGGUGAUUGUCACUUUGCUUCCGUCACUGAUGAUGGUGAUGCAGAGAAAACAACCUUCCCUCAGUGCCAUCGAUUGGCUGGGCUGGACCAUGUGGGCAGUUGGUUUUGCCACUGAAGUUGUGGCAGAUUACCAAAAGAGUCAAUUUCGCAGCGAUCCAGCCAACGCCGGAAAAUUCAUCAACACUGGCCUCUGGAGUGUUUCUCGCCAUCCCAAUUACUUUGGUGAAAUUCUCCUCUGGUUCGGUCUCUUCAUUAGUGCCUCUUCAACCUUCACCGAAUGGUGGGAAUAUCUUACCAUUUUAAGCCCAAUGUUCCUCAGUUACCUCAUCACACAAAUGUCUGGCAUUCCGCCAUUGGAGAAGUACGGAUUGCACAAAUGGGGACAAACUCCAGAAUACCGCGCCUACCUCAAAAACACCCCAGUGUUGGUGCCAUAUCUCUAUACUUAAAUCAUUUUUCUUACAAUACCCAUUACUUAUUGGUCGAUCAACUUUGUUUAGAGAAAAUAUUUUUUUUGUUUCCACUCUUUUGAUCAAUAUAUUGAUUUAAACAAU
Molecule: messenger RNA, 985 nt
Organism: Daphnia pulex (common water flea)
Lineage: Eukaryota; Metazoa; Arthropoda; Branchiopoda; Diplostraca; Daphniidae
Exons: 5
Coding region: 104-880 (258 amino acids)
Biological process (GO): lipid metabolic process
Cellular component (GO): membrane
Molecular function (GO): oxidoreductase activity, acting on the CH-CH group of donors
Source: RefSeq, a predicted model, not a curated record